AUGGGGAGAAAGCAGUCUACAGACCGUGAAGAAGAGAGCCUUGAAUCUUCCAAGCAGGGUGGUGGCAGUGGUGGUGGAGAAAAGUCAAAGAAGAAGAAUCCGGUGAUAGACGACGACGAAUACGGUGUUGGGAUGGAAUCGUCUAAUGAGACAAUGGUUCAGGAUGACAAAGUAGCAGAGAGUAGUAAGAAGAAAGGUAAGAAGGGCAAAAAGUUCAGGGGUCGAGAUGACGAUGGCGAAGACAAACGUGUUCUGAGAGAGGAGGAUGACGAGCAAAACAAGUCAAAGGAGAAGAGUGUGGUUAUUGACGAUGAUGAUUACUCUAUCGAGACUGAAAUAUCUGAUGAGCCUAGGGUUCAGGAAGAGGAAGUAGCACCAGCACUGGCAUUUGGAAAGAAAAAAGGUACUACUAAAAAGUGGAAAAAGGUUGGAGCGACUACGUCUAGUUAUGCAGUACUUGGAGAGAACAAUGAUGAUGAAGACAGGACAAUGAUGAUGAAGACAGGCCAGGUUUGUCAAGGAAUAGUGGCCAAGAGGUUGAAAGUGUUGCCUCCGUUACUGGAAAAGUAA
This is a messenger RNA of Lycium ferocissimum, 570 nucleotides long. RefSeq lists its product as uncharacterized. The record is from RefSeq and is a predicted model, not a curated record. The transcript has a single exon. Lineage: Eukaryota; Viridiplantae; Streptophyta; Magnoliopsida; Solanales; Solanaceae. Bases 1 to 570 code for a protein of 189 amino acids.